Molecule: messenger RNA, 246 nt
Organism: Pieris macdunnoughi
Lineage: Eukaryota; Metazoa; Arthropoda; Insecta; Lepidoptera; Pieridae
Source: the annotation of a GenBank genome assembly
AUGUUGCCAUUAAUCCUGAGUUGGGCAUCGACCGUUCAUAAGAUGCAAGGCUGUACAGAUCAUGCAGAAAUUUAUUUGGGCUCUCGGCUAUUUGCUGCUGGACAAGCAUAUGUAGCACUUAGCCGGUGCAGAUCUUUGGACGGUAUUCGAAUUGAAGAACUUGAUUGCUCAAAGUUGACAAGUAAAACCCCAUGUAACAGUGAAGCAUUAGAUGAAAUGAUUCGACUAAGAAAUAAUAAUUCAUAA